Vanessa tameamea is the source of this 2204-nucleotide messenger RNA. RefSeq names its product ionotropic receptor 75a-like. Gene Ontology annotation, cellular component: membrane. Bases 5 to 2164 code for a protein of 719 amino acids. The transcript has 14 exons. The record is from RefSeq and is a predicted model, not a curated record. Gene Ontology annotation, molecular function: ligand-gated monoatomic ion channel activity. NCBI's taxonomy places the organism in Eukaryota, Metazoa, Arthropoda, Insecta, Lepidoptera, Nymphalidae.
ACCAAUGUUUCUUACUUCGGAACGUUUAUCGAUAGUCGAGUACAUCUCGAGCCCAACGCCAACUCGCUCCAAAUUCGUUUUCCAGCAACCGAAACUUUCAUACGAAAAUAAUUUGUUUCUUUUAUCUUUCAAUUAUUCGUUAUGGUAUGGUUCUAUUGCCUUAAUUUGUAUACUGUAUUUGGUUAUAUGCUUAGUUACUGUAUGGGAAUGGAAACAGAAAAAAUCAACUAAAAAGAUAGAAAGUGGAGUUUUGAGGCCGAAUGUAAUCGAUGUGGCUCUCUUCACAUUUGGAGCUGCGUGUCAACAAGGAAGCACAGUUGAAUUAAAAGGAGCUCUCGGUCGUAUGGUGUUGCUAUUACUCUUCGUGGCGCUAACAUUUCUAUACACAUCAUAUUCUGCAAAUAUCGUCGCCUUACUGCAGUCCAGCUCUUCACAAAUUAGGACUUUAGAAGAUUUGUUGCAUUCGAGGAUUAAGUUUGGCGUUCAUGACACAGUUUUUAAUAGACAUUACUUUAAGACAGAGACCGAACCUGUACGUAGAGCUAUUUAUAAAACUAAAGUCGCUCCACCUGGAACGGAGCCCCGAUUUAUAAGUAUGGAAAAAGGAGUAAAAGAAAUGAAAAAAGGACUGUUCGCUUUUCAUAUGGAAACAGGCGUGGGUUACAAAUUUGUUGGAAAGUAUUUCGAAGAAGGAGAAAAAUGUGGUCUCAAAGAAAUUCAAUAUUUACGCGUAAUCGACCCGUGGCUUGCAGUUAGAAAAAACACACAGUUCAUGGAAAUGUUCAAAAUUGGUGUUUCGACAGCCAGCGAAUGGAAACUAGAAAGCUUCGGUACUUGGUCAGCUAAACAGGGUUUGAAUAAAACAAAUGAUAUGUCUGUUGAAAUAACGAUGCGAAGGAAAAAUUUAGGGGGCUUACCUAUUGCCGCGUCUUUAGUAAUUACCAGUAAUGAAACGAAGAAGCAAUUAUUUAACCUGAGGGAUCUACACAUAGACUUCAUAACCAAAGCCAGUUUUCGACAAUUGGAUCCUUUGUACUAUUUCCUGAAUGCAUCACGAGUGCUUAUUUUCACGGACAAUUGGGGUUAUAUUAUUAACGGAUCGUACAAUGGUAUGAUUGGAGACAUCGUUCGCGAGGUUGCUGAGCUUACAGGUACUGUAGUUUUCAUCACGAAACAACGGUUGAAAGUUUUGGAUUACUUGUCAUAUCCAACGAGUACGACGGUUAAGUUCGUGUUUCGUCAACCAAGUCUAUCCUAUGAGAACAACCUCUUCAUCUUACCGUUUAAGCCUCGAGUUUGGUUUUGUAUUUUCGGGCUUAUCGUAUUAAUGCUACUUAUAGUAUUCAUCAACGCACGAUGGGAAAGUAUUAAAUAUGAACCUGACACGCUAGAUAAAACAUUUUUAAAACCGAAUUUAAGUGAAAUCGCUCUUAUGGUUAUUGGCGCGAUUACCCAACAAGGAAGUUAUACCGAACUUAAAGGUACUCUGGGAAGGGUAGUGAUGUUUCUAAUGUUCUUAGCUUUUCUUUUCUUAUAUACGUCGUAUUCAGCUAAUAUUGUAGCACUCCUGCAGUCCAGCUCUAAUCAGAUAAACACAUUGGCCGAUUUAUUGAACUCUAAACUGGAAUUGGGAGUUGAAGAAACUCCGUAUAAUAGACACCACUUUUUAGCGGCAACAGAUCCAAUUAAGAAAGCCAUUUACGAAAAGAAAAUCGUACCUCGCGGAUACAAGCCAAAUUUUAUGAGUUUGGAAGAAGGAGUGAGAAGAUUGCAAAAGAAACCGUUUGCGUUUAAUAUGUUCCUUGGCGGUGGAUACAAAUUAGUUGAGAAAUAUUUCCUAGAGCACGAGAAAUGUGAUCUAGAAGAAAUAGAGUAUAUCGAAGAAAACAAACCGUGGCUAGCUUGUCGCAAAAAAUCUCCAUUGAAAGAAAUGUACAAAAUUGGAUUAUUUAGAAACCAGGAGCACGGAUUGAAUUCCCGAGUAAAUUUUUUAAUCUACGCAAAAAAACCGACUUGCAUUGUCCAUGGCGGUACAUUUGAUUCUGUUAAUAUGACAGAUUUUUACCCAGCUCUAUUAAUGCUUGCUUAUGGAACGAUACUGGCUCUUAUUCUUUUGCUUCUUGAAAUAUUUCACUGGAGACAAUUUCGUAUGAUAAAUACUUAGGAAUCAUAAAUUUUAACUCACUGUAAAGUUGUACAGUAUG